AUAAUCAAGUUUCAAUCUAUCCCUUUUUUUUCCCUUUCCUCGUUUUCUUUUCCUUUCCAUCUUUCUAUUCUGUGAGUUCUUCAUUUUCUUAUUUCAAUCCACCAUGGUCGUCCUCGAGUCCAACAAUCGCCACGCUGAGCACACCCGCAAAAGCUUGCAAUACCUAAAAGAUCUUUCGGCGUCCUUGGAAGGCUGGGAAUUUUCCAGUGAAAAAAAUGGCGUCAAACUAUACACCAAACAAGUCGAAGGUCUCGCCAUGCCAAUGGUGCGAGGUGAUACCGUUUUACAAACGACUGAAUUCACGCCACGCGAUGUCGCUUCCGUGGCCACACUUCCUGGUGCACGAAAAAUUUGGGAUGAGAAGUAUGACACAUCGGAAGUCAAGGAACAGUAUACACCCUCAGAAACCUUUUUCUGGGUUAAAUUGAAGGCACCAUGGCCCGUCAGUCCUCGCGAUUUUGCAGGUACGGCCAUCCGUGAUCUGAGUGACGAUGUUUGCUUCGUCGUCAUGUCGUCCGUGGUGGAUCCAAUGAUUCCUGAAGUGUCCGGCUGUGUCCGUGGUCACAUUGUUGUUUCUGGAUGGAAGUUUUACAAGACCGAAGGUGGAAUCGGUUUAACUUACAUCACCCAAGUGGAUUUAGCUGGUUCUAUCCCUACGUCGUUCCUCAAGAAUAUCCAAUUGCAAGUUCCGCUGUGUGCUGGCAAGGUGGCGGAGUAUAUCAAAGAAUAUGGUUUCCCGCCUCACACCAUCAGCUGCACUGCCACGAUGAAGAAAGAGACUUUUGAUCACGGCAAGCGUGAACAUAUCAUCGAAUUGGACGGUACCGGGGGCGGUGAAUGGGUCAUUUCCCGUAAAAUGUAUCCCAAUGGUGUCAAGGUCCAUAUCGAUGGACAAGGGGAAUCCCAAGUCAUCGAUAACAAAUUGGUCGUCAAAGGCAUCCAAGGUCCCGCCACCAUUAAAAUCAACAAAGCUUAAACUCUAAAUUUGAAAAAUCAUAUUGGGCCCUCAGAGUGUAUAAAAUACAUGAGAGCAGACCCUAUUUUUCACACUCCAAAGGAGUCCAUCCUUUUUAUGUAUCAUCUAGGACCAUUUAGAUUCGAUUUCACUUGUCGCGCUUUUACAAUAAAAAAAAUGUGUCACCCGCAGUACGUAAAAGCCCAUGAGGUCAUUGGGAACCGUCCUUGAUGAGAAAAAGUGGACUCCGAUAAGAACCUGUGCAACGGCAUGCUGGCGAAACGCUAAUGGUCUCUUUCAC
Molecule: messenger RNA, 1256 nt
Organism: Radiomyces spectabilis
Lineage: Eukaryota; Fungi; Mucoromycota; Mucoromycetes; Mucorales; Radiomycetaceae
Exons: 2
Coding region: 104-976 (290 amino acids)
Molecular function (GO): lipid binding
Source: RefSeq, a predicted model, not a curated record